AUGGAUCUUUUGAAAGAAUUUGGCUGCAUAGAUUGUCCUCUUAUGACUUCUCCUCUGGGCUCAUCUAUGAGGUUAAAAGCUGAUGAAGGAGCCCUAUUAACAGAUCCUUCCCAAUACAGGAAGUUGAUUGGAAAGCUCAACUUCCUCACUUAUACUAGGCUAGACAUCGCUUAUAGUGUACAUCAUCUUAGUCAGUUCAUGCAAAGUCCCAGGGAGCCUCAUUUAAAGGUUGCAUAUCAUGUCCUAAGGUACUUGAGAGGUGAUCCAACCUUGGGAAUUUUCCUUACCAAUGAUGCAGAUUACAGAGUGAAAGCCUUUUGUGAUUCAGAUUGGGCUACUUGUCCCAAAUCCAGAAAAUCAGUCAGUGGCUACAUAGUGUUGCUUGGGAACAGCCCCAUCAGUUGGAAAUCUAAGAAGGAGUCCACCAUUUCCUUAUCCUCUGCAGAAGCUGAGUACAGAUCAGCUAAGAUCGUUGUGGGAGAACUUGUCUGGCUGGCCAGGCUUCUUGCUAAACUCACUGUUCCUCUAUCCUUACCCAUUCCCAUAUUCUGCGACAGUCAAGCUGCCCUACACAUAACAAGGAAUCCUGUGUUCCACGAGCGUACAAAACAUAUUGAAGUGGACUGCCACUUUGUGUGA
Molecule: messenger RNA, 639 nt
Organism: Nicotiana attenuata
Lineage: Eukaryota; Viridiplantae; Streptophyta; Magnoliopsida; Solanales; Solanaceae
Exons: 1
Coding region: 1-639 (212 amino acids)
Source: RefSeq, a predicted model, not a curated record